GCUAGGUUGUGUUCAUGAUGGCCAGCCUGCUCCACAUUACCUUACGAGAAGUCCUGGCGCCCAAAGCUGUUCAAAUAACGCACGGCACAUAAUGAGCACCUACAGAGAAAGCAAACUUGUGGCCACAUUCUCCAGCUGUUCACAGGCGCAAGUGCUUGCAUUUCUUGGAGAGCCCUGGGCAGAUUGCCUGUCAAAUGAAGUGCGUAGACAUCGCAUCAACGUAGAUGCAUUGAAAUUUGAAUAUUCCUUGCAUGACCGAAACGGCCUUUGCAGGGAGCUUCAUCCAAGAAGCAGCAACAUUACUUUUCUACCCGCAUACAAUGGUUACGAUAUCACAAAAUGCGAUCUCCUGUGCGAAGAGACAACAGGUGAAAAGAAGAUAUAUCGCCACGAUGCUCCUGAGUUUACCCUGUGCGACAAAUCCGAGAAUGGCUCGCCGAUGGUGUGUCUGCAAAAGAAGUGCACAAGUUCUGUAUCAAAACUGAGGACAUUUCAAAAGAGCAAACUAACAAGGUCAAAAUAAAGAUGAGUGUCAUUGAUC
Rhipicephalus microplus (southern cattle tick) is the source of this 541-nucleotide messenger RNA. Its product is annotated as venom metalloproteinase BumaMPs1. The record is from RefSeq and is a predicted model, not a curated record. Lineage: Eukaryota; Metazoa; Arthropoda; Arachnida; Ixodida; Ixodidae. Gene Ontology annotation, molecular function: metalloendopeptidase activity. Gene Ontology annotation, biological process: membrane protein ectodomain proteolysis.